AUGACUUGGAGUUUGUUGUCGAUCUCGAUGGGUGUUUGCGGUGGCUUAUCGCUGUGGGGUAGCGAUUUGGAUUCUGUAUCGAUGGGCUGCAUUGUUAUGGCCAUCGGACUUGCUGUUGACUUCUCUGUUCACAUUUGUUAUCGUUAUCAUCGAUCUCAGCAGCAAACAGCGCAUCAGAAGGUAGGGGCCAAAUUGGAACAGUUUGUUCUUUGCUUCUGGUUUUUUAUCAGAUAA
Messenger RNA from Gongylonema pulchrum, 234 nucleotides. NCBI's taxonomy places the organism in Eukaryota, Metazoa, Nematoda, Chromadorea, Rhabditida, Gongylonematidae. The record is from the annotation of a GenBank genome assembly.